Nomascus leucogenys (northern white-cheeked gibbon) is the source of this 4620-nucleotide messenger RNA. RefSeq names its product ras related dexamethasone induced 1 (gene RASD1). The transcript is spliced from 2 exons. The record is from RefSeq and is a predicted model, not a curated record. Gene Ontology annotation, molecular function: GTPase activity; GTP binding. Lineage: Eukaryota; Metazoa; Chordata; Mammalia; Primates; Hylobatidae. Bases 4252 to 4620 code for a protein of 122 amino acids.
GCCUGCCUUGGCCUCCCAAAGUGCUGGGAUUUCAGGCGUGAGCCACCAUGCCCGGCCUGACGUUCCAACUUCUUUCGGCCUCUGAGGGGCCCCUGAAGGCUGGCAAGGGCCAGGCUGUGGGAACGUGCUGUGCUGGGGUUGAGGGGCAGAGAGAGGGGUUCACUUCUUCAAAUUCCACUCACAAUACUUGAGCCCACAGCUGGGGAGGAAAGGCAUGGCGUGGGGCUGGGCCAGAUGGACACUGCACACACUGACCCCGCGGCCCCUCAUGUGUAAAAUGGUCGUCAUAGUCAUGACUGCCUUGUGUAUAAAGCAGGUGCUCAGGCAGUGCCUCCCUCAUCACCCAUGGAGCUCCUCAUGGUUUUCUCUUUGCUUUCUAGAAUCCAGAAUCUGUCUCAGGUCUUGAGGGGCAUGAGAGGCAUCUGGUCUGACCAUAUCCAGUGCUUCAGUCCUGCUCCUGCUCGCACAGGUGCUCACUCCCUCUGCCAGCACCUCUGCACACACAACCUUUGAGGACAUACUGCUGAUGGAUGGUCUGAGCCGGGCAGCAAAGCUCCAUGCAUCCUGAUCCUUGGUUCCUGGGGCAGAGCCGGGAGCCUUGGGCUGAGCUGGCUUCUGCUGUAAGGGUCUGCUCUGCCGGGUAUAGAGCUCAUCACUGAUGAGGAAUCUACCAGAGUUAAAAUCUCAGCUUGAUAAGGGGAGCCUGUCAGAGGGAACGCAAAGCCAGCUCCAUUUGCCCUUUCCUCCUCUUCAGGAGGUGGCAUACCAGGGUCACACAGGACAGAAGCGCGCCUCAGGGCCUCCUCUGUGCAAGGCGCUGGUAGAGAUGGGCUCUGGCCUCACAGGCCAGCACGGCAGUGCCCAGGCCCGAGGGUGCUCUGGGUUCCUGUCACCUGAAGUGGCCACUUCUGGCCCUUGUGUGGACUCUGUCUCAGGACACAACAGGCAAAGCUCUGAUGGGGUGCCCAGCAUUCUCCUCCGGCCCAGCUCUCAAGAACCUUCUAAUUGCUCUUUGCCCUCAGAUGAGGCUGUGUGGCUGGCAUUUCCUGCCUGGGGCUGGUGGGGAGCGGGUGGGUCCACCUGCCCACCCCCAGAUCACCCCCGACAUUUAGUCAAAUAUUUUAAACAGUUCCCCUCCCCUCUAAGCAGGAAAAUCGCUGCACUGCAGGUGAAUACUAUUUACAGACAGGCUUAUAGCCUCAUACAUGCUGUUUGUUGUCUCAUGCCCCAAACACACAGAAAACAGAAUUAUUUAUUGCAUACAGCAUGGGACUGUGAUCAACCUGGACAUCAAAUGCCUCGAUGGCUGACAGGGCCCAGGCAGCGGGAGUACUGGGAAGCCCGGUACACAUGCUCCCUCUCUGUGGGACUCCGGGAUCCAGGGGGCGGAUGGUUCUGUGAGUUGUGAGUUGUUCCUGCUUGUCUUCCAGCCCCCGGUCCUCCCCGGCCACUCUGAUUAGCCAGCCUAGAGCAGGGCCUGGUAUAAAGUCACACAGGCAAACCCCAGAAGAAGGAAAAAGGGCACCUACAUGAACAAAGAGCUGGGUGGCAGAGGCUGCAUUGGGGUAAGACUUCCUUCAUGCAGUUGGGAGUCUGGCCAUGUGGGGACAUCAGGAGAUGCCACCCCCCAGAAUUGGUGGCUAGGCUGUCCUGGGUGUGGCCGAGAGAGGCCCUGAUCCCAGUGCUUCUUUCAUUCUGGUCCUUUCUGAAAUAGUUUGGAUUUUUAAAAAACCAUGAGCAUUUAUUACUUUUGUAAUAAAAGGAAAGAGAUGCCUUUUUAAAAGAAAAGAUGAGGGUGGAAACAAGGAAGUUGGCUUGCUGCUUGAGAGAGUAAAGUCCCAGAGGCCACCUCCUUGACAGGAGGCGCUCUGGGGCAUUCAGAAUGGGAAUGGCAGGUGGGCCUGGGUCUUCACAACCCAGCAUCCGUAGGACAGACGGCCAUUCACAGAUGGUACUAGGAAUCACUGUGGCUGAGGACACAGGCUAGAUCGGUGCCUGCCAGUGUCAUGUUCCUGAUUUAAGGGGCCAGCCUGGACACUGACCAGGGGAGAGCUGGGAUGUGAUCCUUGACCCUCAGGCCCUCUGCUCAUCUCAAAUGGACCCUCUUGGGACUAGGGCCCCAGGAGGCAAUGGCUGUGUGGGGUCCACCUUCACUAUAGCCCUGGCUAUCAGUCAUCCCAAGUUAGAGCCCGGCUGCCCAUGCAGUGCUGCUGUUGGAGGCACAGGAAGGCGGUGCUCAGUCUGAAGGUGGUUCAGGUCUAUACCUUAACUGAGCCCCCCCAUGUACCCUCAACUGGCUGCUUUCUGCAGUGAACACCCUGCACCACUGCAGCCCUAUAUCCAGGGCUGGGGCUCAGUUCCUUCUCCCCUUCUCCCAGACUCUGGCAGACAUACCUCAGAUGGGGGCAGGAACCAAGAAUGGCGGGGCUCCAGCCUCAGCUGGCCUGUCAGAUAACUGCUGCAUAAGUGACACCAGGAAUCAGAGCCAGGCCAGGGCCACUGAUGAGCCCUUGGAUGCUCACUGUGUGAUGCGUGCAUUUGAAAUAUCUGACAGUAAGAGUGAGGCUUGGGAGAGAUGCAGGGACUCUGAGGAUGGGGGCCAAGCUGGGCUGAGAAACAGGUUAGGGGUGUCCCGCAGCAGCCCCUACAGCAAGUGCCAGUGUAGGAGGGAGGUGGGUAGGCAUGGGGUGGGUGGUAUGGCACCCACAGCACUGCCCACAGACCACCACCACCUGACAGCUGGGCCGGUGGUGCCAGCUAAUGGCUUCCUAGGUUUCUCCUAAGUCAGACGUGGCCAAAGCAAAACACUGAGCACACAGCUUCCCUUGAGGAGCAGUGACUUCCUCAAGAGCUCAGGGCUGAGGAGCUGGCUCCAGAUAGCUUGUUGCCAAUGUUCAGCAACAUCACCCCACUCCUGGUUACUGAUCAACCUGGUGUGCUCUUGACAGUACCCCCACCAGGCCCCAUGGGUCAAUACUACUGUUAUUGUUGCUAUUGCUAUUACCAGGCCCUGCCCUCCUAAAGCAUUUGCAUGUUUUCAUCCUUAAUCACAGAACCAGAAUCACUAUCUUCCAGAAGAGAAAACUGAGGCCCAGGAGAAGGCAAGAGGCUGUGCUGUGCUCCCAGGGCCUUCCUGGGCUCGCUGUGGCUUUGAGCUCCAGCUCUCUCAGCUAGACAAUGAGAACGUCGGCCCACGCGUCGCACAGUAAAAGCCCAAAAUGCUAUGAUGGAGGGGGUGGGCCGCUGGCUGCAGAGCCCUCCAUGCCACAGAGCAUCUCUGGCUGGGAGAAAGGAGCAGGCUGAGGCCUGCAGCAGAGCGCGGGGUUGGGGACCGCUCCUGCUGGGCCCCAGCCUGGCGCCCUGAGGCCCCUGCUCCAUCCCUGCCACUCCCCACCCGCCUGCUCCUAGCCUCUGUUCCAGCUCUGCCCGCCGCGCCCGCCAGCCUCCCCGAGCCGCCGGCCGGGCCCUCUGCUGCCCUCUGGCGGCCAGAGCGCGCGGUGCCGAGCUCCGCGCCAGAGGCACCGAAACCCCGCGUCCGCCCGGCGGUCGCCUCCCGGGAACAAGAGCCCGGCUGGGGACCGGAGCGGAAGGGGGCUGGGGCUGGGGCUGUGCUCUGAGGACUGCAAUAUGCGGUCUGCGCCAGCAGCAAACGCUGCUGCGCUUACUGGGUUACUUACUAGAUUCCUAUUCUCUGGGGAAACUGAGAACCAAAGAAAGUAAGUGUACGCGCGCGGGAGGUGCAGGAAGGGGGGUCCUUGCCCGAAGUCGCAGAGGGACAGGGGCACCGCCGGGACCAGAACCCCGACGCCCCUGCGGCCGCCGAGCCCGCGGCAGUGGAAAAGCGGAGUCGGAGCGCCUCCAAUCUCAGCCCGACCCUGGACUGCUCCCCCCAGCCCCCGCGCCCAGAGAGCAGCAGCCAGGCAGCGGGCGGCGAGGUCGCCGGGGCUGGGAGCCGGUGCGGGGGAGGCGGGCCCCGCGGGGCGUGACGCACCGAGCUGGGAGGGCCGGGGCGGGGUAGCCAAGCAGGCUGCAUAUAAGGGCGGCGGCCGGGCGCCAAAGCCAGAGCAAGCGGCCUGUGCUCAGAUCCUGGGAGAGCCCGAUCCGAGCCCAGCCUAGCCCAAGCCCAGCCCGAGCCGCGCCCAGCCCGAGGACAGCCCUCCGGCCGCUCACCCCGCGCGCCACCCCAGCGCCCCUCGGCCGCUCUCCACCCUUCUCUCGGCCCCGCGCCCGCCCUCGCGGCCCCUCUGCCCAAUGAAACUGGCCGCGAUGAUCAAGAAGAUGUGCCCGAGCGACUCGGAGCUGAGUAUCCCGGCCAAGAACUGCUAUCGCAUGGUCAUCCUCGGCUCGUCCAAGGUGGGCAAGACGGCCAUCGUGUCGCGCUUCCUCACCGGCCGCUUCGAGGACGCCUACACGCCCACCAUCGAGGACUUCCACCGCAAGUUCUAUUCCAUCCGCGGCGAGGUCUACCAGCUCGACAUCCUCGACACGUCCGGCAACCACCCGUUCCCCGCCAUGCGGCGCCUCUCCAUCCUCACAGAUCCUCGACACCAAGUCUUGCCUCAAGAACAAAACCAAGGAGAACGUGGACGUGCCCCUGGUCAUCUGCGGCAACAAGGGUGA